AUGGACUUGGUUGCAGGAGUCCGGAAAGAAGGCAGCCGCGGCGGCCGCGACGAGUUCAAAUGGUCCGAUGUCAAAAACUCGAGCCACCGCGAAAACUACCUGGGCCAUUCGGUGAUGGCGCCUGUGGGUCGAUGGCAACAGAAUCGUGAUCUAUCAUGGUAUGCCAAGGGCGACGCAGAGGCCGAGGAGGAACGAGCCCGACAGCAACGCGAAGAGCUCCAGCGUGUCAAGGACGCAGAGGAGGAAGCAAUGGCCCGCGCACUCGGACUACCAAUCCCACCCAAAGCCGAAGAAAACGCCAACUUGACUCCACUAGGAGGAAAUGCAAAGACACCGGUAAAUCCAGAUGAGGCUGCCGAAGCCCCCACCGAGAGAGACGCAGAGAUCGCAGUGAUGAACGUGGCCGAGACAACGAGCGAAGACAUCGGAGACAUCAGGAUGAUCGAGACAGGUAUCAUACAAGGGACCAUGAUCGAGACCGUCAUCACCAUGGCCACCGGCACCGGUCUCGUGAUAGAGAUCAUCGUAGGAGACGAUCCCGCUCCCGGGUUCGAGACCAAAAUGAUCGCGGAGAGGAACCACGACCCCGACGAGUCGAACGUAACCACUCACCAGCUGAGCGUCGCCGUGAAACUGAACGUCGCCGAGACCGAGAUGACCGCGAGCGGCGACGUUAAUUUAAUGACUUACAUGAUAUCCAUUGUACCAAACACACCAAAUACAUUAAUGCCAUCCUGGAGCAAGUUUGGCCCAGCUUCACGAUUCCCACCAAUAUCUGACAUCAUAAUUCCGCCAAGUGACUAUGCGACAAACGGAAUAAUAAUU
Messenger RNA from Penicillium daleae, 825 nucleotides. Its product is annotated as MMtag domain-containing protein. The transcript has 3 exons. The record is from RefSeq and is a predicted model, not a curated record. The annotation marks the transcript as partial. NCBI's taxonomy places the organism in Eukaryota, Fungi, Ascomycota, Eurotiomycetes, Eurotiales, Aspergillaceae.